AUGGAAAUUCAAAAUAUUAUUCGAGCUUGGUUAGCAUUCACCGUACUACAACUUAUCGGUAAUCUUCGACAGUGCAUACAAUCAAAAAAUUUUUUAAAAGUUUUGUUACGCCGUAAAACUUCUACCACUACAGAUAUAGCAUCUAUUGCUGCAUCAUUUUUUGUUCACUACUGGACAAUAUUACUUCUACGCCUCUUUGUAAUUUAUUAUUUCGAUUGCAUCCCACUUCAUAUAUUUCAUAUAAUUUGUACAAUAACAUCAGUUGGCUUUCUUUCCUUUGAAAUUUUUUACACUGAACUAUUGGAAAAAUCAAUGGCUCAGUAUAUACAGAUUGCUUUAUCUGGUUGUACGGUCUUAAUUAUUAUAUCUAGCUGGAAGUAUUUAUUCACAGUUACCAGAAAACAAGAAAAAAGACGUAAAAAAUUAACCGCUGUACAUAUGAUGGAACAUAAUUACAUGGAUCUCAAAAAACAAAAAUGA
Molecule: messenger RNA, 480 nt
Organism: Brugia pahangi
Lineage: Eukaryota; Metazoa; Nematoda; Chromadorea; Rhabditida; Onchocercidae
Source: the annotation of a GenBank genome assembly